AUGAAGACCCUGGGGAUCGGCCACAUCCUUGUGAUGUUACAUUGUGCUCUCUACCUACCUUUGGUGGUUUCCUCUGACAAAGUCACCAUCCCGCCAGAGCUGAAGUCGGUGGUGGCGAGAAUUGCGGUCAACGCCACAGCCUGCAGCGUCACCUGUGGGCUGGGCUUCAAACUGGAGGAGCUGUGCGAGAUCACUCCCUCCGGAGAGAGGAGAAAUUGUACUUUGGAGAGGUCCGAGUGCCUCACCAACUGGAUUUGUGGUUUGCUCCACUUCACUGUCCCUGCGGGCAAACCCUUCGAGCUCAGCUGCCUGGACUCUGACGCCAGCAGGCUCGGGAGCAGAGGCUAUGGCUGGACGUGGAGCCUUGCCUAUGGCCUCGUCACCACAAACGAUGUGCUCUUCAAACCUUUUAAAAACCCCGAGCCCGUCGUCAGGUUUUCCGCCACCAGGGAGGCUGAUGCGGGGACUUACCGAUGCGACGUGCGGAAGUUGAAGACGCUCAAAGUCGUCAAGAGGAUCUAUUUUGGGGUCAGGGUGAUCCAAAGUAAGUUGGUGGAUCUGGACUUUGAAAAAUCUUUGACUCGGGAACAGAAGUUAGCAGCGAUUGAGGAGGAAGGAAACGCAGGAAAUAGCACCUAUGAAGAAAUGCGAGAAAAGCAGAGCUUUGAGCAAGCAGAACUGUUAUAUAAAGGCUUGACAGUAGCUGGAAUUGGAGUGAUCGUGGCUCUCUUCGUGAAAACAAUUCUCUACGUCCUGAAGAUUUUCAAAAGGAGAGCUGCACAGCAAUGA
Messenger RNA from Apaloderma vittatum (bar-tailed trogon), 789 nucleotides. It is a transcript of the gene TMEM81, whose product is annotated as transmembrane protein 81. The record is from RefSeq and is a predicted model, not a curated record. The transcript has a single exon. Lineage: Eukaryota; Metazoa; Chordata; Aves; Trogoniformes; Trogonidae. The coding region runs from base 1 to 789 and encodes 262 amino acids.